CAAAAAAAACUUGAUUCGGGAAACUGCAUAGCCAAAGAAAAUGACAAGUUUGAUAGCUUUUGAUCUUUGAUGUAGUCUCUUGAAUAGACAAUGAUAUUGUAUUAUGUUUUAUAGGUAAAACUGACAGCCCGAUAUCGUAUUACGUUUUAUAUAAGUGAGACUGACAGCCUCAUGAGGACCAGUUUGUGACGGAUUUCAGAAGCAAGAUGCCGAGCUACCCAAAUCCUUGGUUACUGAUAUGUAUUGUAGUCUUGGAAAAAGUGAACUAUGUUUUUGGACAAUUUAGUCCGCCUUCAAAACCAGAAUUAAUUGUCCAACCUUCAAGUUUCCAAAGCGCUGGACAAUUAAAACCAAACCAGAUGCAGCAAAAUAUAUAUCCAGAUUUGUUGGCUCAACGUCAGUACUACAAUGGUCUAAUGAGCCGAAUGUUGGAGAUCAAUAAAAGUAAGUCCUCUAAAUCCAGUCUUAACAAUGUGGAUGAAAUCAAGGAGUGGAAAUUCACCGAUCCACACAAUAUGGUGGACACAUGGGCCCCACAUAGCGGUAGAUGGGAGUAUUUGGGGGACUGGAGAGAAUCGGACCGGAAGAGCAAAGCAGCUCCGGCAAGGGCAGUUCAACGAACCAACAUCAUAAAGUACUUUUUUAGAAGAGGAAUUUUAUUUAGACCAAAAUUGGAUGGAAGCAAUGUGCAUCGACCAGUUCACAAUAUCCCAGUUUUUCAUUCGAGACCAAUGAAACUUUUUAGAUGACUGCGUCACGUUCCAUAAUUGUUUCAUAUUUGGAUGGCCAUCUGUUUGUACAUUCGCAGUCAAUUCCUUAAAUCUCUACGACAGUUUGGAGAAGAAUAAUAACGUAUUUACACAAACACUACAAAACAGACAUCCCUUCAUAAAGAGACAGCAUUCUUCCAAGUAGAACCGACCCAAUAAUGUUUAUAUUUAUAUUUACUUGCAUAAUUUAUUAUAUUUUUGUUUGAUUUUGCAUAUUAAAAAAAUUGUUCAUAUUACA
Molecule: messenger RNA, 1008 nt
Organism: Saccostrea echinata
Lineage: Eukaryota; Metazoa; Mollusca; Bivalvia; Ostreida; Ostreidae
Exons: 3
Coding region: 207-749 (180 amino acids)
Source: RefSeq, a predicted model, not a curated record